AUGGGCUGCUGCUCCGGCCGCUGCGCGCUCAUCUUCCUCUGCACUUUCCAGCUGGUCACCGCCCUGGAGCGGCAAGUGUUCGACUUCCUGGGCUACCAGUGGGCGCCCAUCCUGGCCACCUUCACCCACAUUGUCGUGGUCAUCCUGGGGCUCUUCGGCACCAUCCAGUACCGGCCUCGCUACAUCGUGGUGUACGCAGUGUGGGCGGCCGCCUGGGUCACCUGGAACGUCUUCAUUAUCUGCUUCUAUUUGGAAGUGGGGGGGCCUCUCAAAGGUGACGGGCUCCUGACCUUCAGCCUCUCCCGGCACCACUCCUGGUGGCAUGAGCAUGGCCCGGGCUGCGUGCACAAGGAGCCGGCGGCCAGCCUGGGUGCCCCGGACAGCCAGGCCCUGGUGCCAGGCAUCGGCUGCACCCUGGAGCAUGGCUACGUGGAGGCCCUGCACAGCGCCCUGCAGAUCCUGGUGGCGCUUGUGGGCUUCGUCUGUGCCUGCCAUGUGGUCAGCGUUGUCACCGAGGAGGAGGACAGCUUUGAUUUCAUUGGUGGAUUUGACCCGUUUCCUCUCUGCCAUGUCAGUGAAAAGCCUUCCAGCCUCUCGUUCGAGCAGCCCCCUGGCUCAAACCCCUACGAGAUGUCUGCGGCCAGAGUCAGCUCUGCAGGGACAAGGCCCACAGCUGCCUGUGUGGGGAGCCCCGGUCCUGACGCGGCCUCGCAGAAGCCCAGCCCCUCCCUGCCCUUUUCCAAAGGCCAGGAAGCCCUCCCCUUCUUGGAUUUUGUCCCAUUUGCUCUCCAAGGGACGAGGGCACAGCAGCCCCCGCUGACCGCUGACUGCGCCUUCCUUCCGGCUUCUCUGCCCCUGCCCACCCCCACCUCGCCCCGCAGGCCGGCCAGCGGCAUAGGUGAAGAGCACCCAUUCCCCCCCGCGACCUCCAGCUUCGGUGACCCACGCGGACGGCGCCCCCAGGGUCUGGUGACUGGACGUGAGCCAGGGCAGCGGGGCCAGAGCCAGGCCGGGGACGGCUGCAACUUCUAA
Messenger RNA from Eubalaena glacialis (North Atlantic right whale), 1032 nucleotides. RefSeq names its product sodium/potassium transporting ATPase interacting 4 (gene NKAIN4). Lineage: Eukaryota; Metazoa; Chordata; Mammalia; Artiodactyla; Balaenidae. The record is from RefSeq and is a predicted model, not a curated record. Bases 1 to 1032 code for a protein of 343 amino acids. The transcript has 8 exons. Gene Ontology annotation, biological process: regulation of sodium ion transport.